AUGCCCAACAACCUCACACCGUCCUCGUCAUCAGCCGGCCUUCCCCCACGACCGGCCGUCCCUCAGCCCGCCGCUGCCGGCCUCCAACCGCCACGGGGCCUGAAUGACCAGGCGAUCUUAGAAUAUCUCUCGCGGCGUGGAUUCGCCAAGGCCGAGGGGGCGCUCCGUGCAGAGCUCGCCAACGCCAUCACAAACUCCUCUGCUGCUAAAGGAAGGACCGUUGGGCUUGAAGAAUUCGCGGACAAGAACGCUAAUACUUCCGAUGCCGCGAUCGCUGGACUGGGCAAGAAGAAAGAAGGCGUCGGUAGAAACUUGAUCAAGCAACCAUCUGAAUACGCCAAGGGUUAUGAAGGACUGCGCGAGUUUGUGAACAAUUCACUGGAUAUCCAUCGGCCUGCAUUCACGCCGUUCUUACUUCCUCUAUUCGUCCAUUCAUAUCUUGACUUGGUAGUGGAUGGGAGAAGAGAUGCUGCAGACGAUUUUUUGCAUCGUUUUUCAACAGACCACGAGAUAUCCGAGCCAUACUUGGUCCAGCAUUUAGCAUCUCUACGGCAUCCCUACCAUAUCCAAGAAUCAGAGAUCGCUCAACGAUGGAGGCGAGAGCGAUACGUUAUCAGGAUCAGUGAACGCGCUAAAAAUUUGUUGAUGACUUGGCUACAGACUGAAUCUCUGGGUGGCGAUACCGAUGAAAGUAGAGCCAAGGAUCGGAUGACAAGUACAAUUAAUGAGAAAGUUCGAGUUGAAUAUACCCCUAUAUCCCUACUCAGUCAAUUCCAAUCCGGACUUGAAUCUGAUUUCACUCAGCAACAGCAGCAAACUGCUCCAACCGAACCUCCGCUAAAACUGGGACCUGUUCCAAAAGAUCCAAAACUAAUGAGGGAAGUAUCGAAAAUUCUGGCGCAAGAAGGAGCUCCGCCCAAGUCGACAGAGCCCGGUGAUCUUCCAGAGGGUGAAAAUGCAGACGCGGCGAUGACUGAUGGCACGAAGACGACAGUGAAUCCUACCAAUGUGCCCACAACACCGAUCAUACCUGAAGCUUCCCUAUCCACCUCGGACGUGAUCCCGCCGACACCUUCUGAUCUUUUACCCUAUUCGACCAACUUCAAGACGAUCGACUUGAGGAGAGAGGUGGAGUCGAUCAGGGAAGCCAAAAAGCGGAUCAGACUGGGCCCAGAAGCGUUCAACGAUAACAAGCAAGUUGAGAAGGAGGUCGGGAAGCCGAGUGUGUGUGCAUUCACGAUCCAUGAUGCCGGGCAAACGAUGACUGCCGCUAGGUUCUCAGAUGACGUGACGAUUCUCGGUGCUGGUUUUUCGGAGAGCUACAUCAAGCUCUGGAACCUCAAAGGUGAACCAUUCGAGCCAAUCAGAGAUGAUGGCACCACCGAGGCUAGUAAUAUGGCGAGCAAUGAAGCUGAAACGAUAAGGAAGAUGCGCAAGAAGACGUCCAGCAAUUCGAUCAAACUAAUCGGUCAUUCCGGGCCCGUAUAUUCGCUGUCGUUCGACCCAAUUCCGGGCCCAUCCUCGCCGCCUCGCCAUCUUCUGUCGAGCUCGCAAGACUCAACCAUCCGGCUCUGGUCCUUGGACCUCUUCAAAAACCUGGUCGUCUAUCGGGGCCAUAGGGAGCCUGUUUGGGAUGUCGAAUGGGGUCCUAAGGGGAUCUAUUUCGCAUCGGCGAGCAGGGACCGAACGGCCCGGCUGUGGUGCUCUGAGCGUGUUGGAGCGGUGCGGAUGUUUGUGGGCCAUUUGAGUGAUGUUGAUUGUGUCAAAUUCCACCCGAAUUCACUUUAUCUGGCCACGGGCUCCAGUGACCGCACUUGUCGGUUGUGGGAUGUCCAAAGGGGCAACUCGGUCAGGGUGUUUCAUGGACACGAAGGCCCGGUUAACUGUGUUGCAAUCAGCCCUGACGGAAAACUAUUAGCAUCCGCAGGAGAGGAUCAAUCGAUUAAACUGUGGGACAUUGGAUCAUCGCGACUGAUGAAGACGAUGCGAGGCCAUCAAGCAUCAAUACACUCGCUCACUUUCAGUGCCGAGUCGACCAUCCUUGCCUCGGCUGGUGCUGAUUGUAGUAUCCGGGUUUGGGAUGUCCAGAGUAUGGGGACGACCGGCCAGAUGAUCUCCAAUCCUUCGCUCGAGAACCCCCAGGACUCGGUUGGCCAUCUUGGACUGAAACUCCAGGGCGACUCUCGGUCGACCAUCAAGCUACUAAGGCGCGGGUUGUUUGGCCUGCACGAGUAUCGUGAUACGCCCGACUUGUUACUCACCCUACCCACCCGUCAAACGCCGAUCCUAAAUGUCAGCUUUACGACCAGGAAUCUGUUACUUGGGGUUGGUCCGAUGGGAAAAACGCCAUCCUCUUAG
Molecule: messenger RNA, 2358 nt
Organism: Puccinia triticina
Lineage: Eukaryota; Fungi; Basidiomycota; Pucciniomycetes; Pucciniales; Pucciniaceae
Exons: 9
Coding region: 1-2358 (785 amino acids)
Biological process (GO): transcription initiation at RNA polymerase II promoter
Cellular component (GO): transcription factor TFIID complex
Molecular function (GO): RNA polymerase II general transcription initiation factor activity; protein binding
Source: RefSeq, a predicted model, not a curated record